Molecule: messenger RNA, 2919 nt
Organism: Nanorana parkeri
Lineage: Eukaryota; Metazoa; Chordata; Amphibia; Anura; Dicroglossidae
Product: zinc finger protein 271-like
Exons: 9
Coding region: 1-2919 (972 amino acids)
Biological process (GO): regulation of transcription by RNA polymerase II
Cellular component (GO): nucleus
Molecular function (GO): RNA polymerase II cis-regulatory region sequence-specific DNA binding; DNA-binding transcription activator activity, RNA polymerase II-specific
Source: RefSeq, a predicted model, not a curated record
AUGUCCAGAAUUCCGCAGAGGGACCUCUUAUUUUAUCUUCCGGUUGUUAUGCAAAUGCACCAAAAACAUCACGUCGGACUGCUGCCCUUUCCAUGUCCAGAUUGCGGGAAGUCUUUCGAAUUCAAAUCGGGACUCGUCCAUCAUCUGAGGCACCACACAGACGAGAGGCCUUACUCCUGCUCCGAGUGCGGCCAGAGCUUUAAAGAGAAGUAUCACCUGAUGACGCAUCAGAGGAUCCACACGGGCGAGACUCCGUUUUCGUGUGCGGAGUGCGGGAAAUGUUUCACCCGGAAGCACACGCUCCUCAUCCACCAGCAAAACCACCUAGAGAAGCGACGGGACAAAAUCCUAAAAAAGAAAGAGCAGCUGCAGAAGCUGAGCAUCAAGGAGGGAUCGUUGAUAUGCUUGGAGUGCAAUAAAACGUUUAAAAAGAAGUGCGACCUGUACGUACAUCAGAGAACUCACACGGGCAAGGAGAUCUUUUCGUGCCCGGACUGCGAAAAACUGUUCGUGAAAAAAUAUCAGCUCCUCGUACACCAGAGAGUGCACACCGGAGAGAAGCCCUACUCGUGUACCGAGUGCGACAAGUCCUUCAAGACGAAGUCGGAACUCAACACGCACCAAAGAGUCCACACCACGGAAAAGCCCUUCGCGUGCAACGAGUGCGAGAAGUCGUUCAAGAAAAAGUCCCACCUCAUCCUGCACCAGAGGGACCACACCGGCGAAAAGCCCUUUCCGUGUUUGGACUGCGAGAAGUCGUUCAAGUCGGGCACCCUCCUCACUCUGCACCGGAGGGUCCACACCGGCGAGAAGCCCUUCUCCUGCUCGGAGUGCGGCAGAUGCUUCUCUCAAAAAGCGCACCUGAGUAAGCAUCUCAAACUCCACGCGGUCAAGCAGCCCCUUUCUUCUUCCCAGUCCCCGAUGAGUUGUGGGGAAGAUGUGGUUACUAUUAAAGCCGAAGUGUAUGACAAUGAAGAAGAACCGUAUCUGACGAGUGAUGAGCCGUGUAAAGUGAUGGAUCCAGAACAUCAUGAGAUCCCUCACCAUGGUCAGGGGAAAGAAGUGAUUGGUAUAAAAAUUGAGGUCAAAGACGAAGAAGAGACGCAUGUGAGGGGUGAGCAACUGUCUAUGAAGGAAGCUGAAAUGAUGGUGACCAUCACAAAGGAGGAAUCGUGUCUAGAUAACAGUACAGGCGGAUACGAUAGCUGGAAUACCUUAGAGGGACGUCUUAUUUUAUCUCCAGAUUAUAACGAAGAUGAUAACAGCCUGGUCCAGUAUUCUCCCGGCUCUGACCACACCCCCAGAAAUCACAACAUUGAGUUUCUACUUUCCUGUUCUGAGUGUGGCAAAGGUUUCAAUAAAAAAUACGAACUCCACGUGCAUCAGAGGGACCACGCUGGUAAGAAGAUCUACUCUUGCCCGGACUGCCAUAAAUCCUACAUCAAAAACUGUGACCUGGUCGCACACCAGAGAAUCCACACCGGGGAGAAGCCCUUCUCGUGUUCCGAGUGCGGAAAGUCGUUCACCCAGAAAUCGCAGCUCACUGCCCACCAGAGGGUCCAUUCCGACCACAAGCCCUUUUCCUGUUACGAGUGCAAGAGGGCCUUCAUCAAAAAACAAGAACUGGUCCGACACGAGAGGACCCACACCGGGGAGAAGCCCUUCUCGUGUUCUGAGUGCGGAAAGUCUUUCAGCCUCAAGUCGCAGCUCAAAACGCACCACAGGGUCCACACCGGGGAGAAGCCCUUUCCCUGUUCCGAGUGCGGCCGAUGCUUCUCCAGUAAGGCCAAUCGUGAUAAGCAUUUAAGAGUCCACACGGGAGAAAAGCCGUUCUCCUGCCCCGAGUGCUGGAAAUGUUUUGCCCAAAAGUACGACCUCCUGGUACACCAGAGGGGCCACAUGGGUAAGGAGGUCUUUCCUUGCCUGGAAUGCAAAAAGACGUUCUUAAAGAAAUAUGACCUGGCCGUACACCAGAGGACGCACUCCGGGGAGAAGCCCUACUCAUGUUCUGAGUGCAGCAAAUCCUUCAAGAACAGAAGAGACCUGGUUCCACACCAGAGAAUCCACACGGGGGAGAAGCCCUUCUCGUGUUCCGAGUGCGGAAAGUCCUUCACCCACAAAUCGCAACUCAAGACGCACCAGAAGGUCCACACCGGGGAGAAGCCCUUUUCCUGUUCCGAAUGCGGCAAAUCCUUCCCCAGCAAAGGGAACCGCGAUAAGCACAUGAGGAUCCACACCGGGGAGAGGCCGUUUUCCUGUUCAGACUGCGGGAAGUGUUUUGCGCAGAAGUCACAACUAGUCCGACACCAGAGAAUCCACACCGGGGAAAAGCCCUUCUCGUGUUCCGAGUGCCAAAAGUCUUUCACCUUCCAAUCGCAGCUCCGAAUACAUCAGAGAGUGCACACUGGAGAGAAGAAGCCCUUUCCUUGUUCCGAAUGCGAGAAGUCCUUCAUAACGAAAGCAGAACUCAUUCGACACGAGAGAAUCCACACCGGGGAAAGGCCCUUCUCGUGUCCUCAAUGCGGAAAGUCCUUCACCCACACAUCGCUACUCUACGCGCAUCAGAGAAUCCACACCGGAGAGAAGCCCUUUUCCUGUUCCAAGUGUGAAAAGUCCUUCAAUCACAAAACGGGACUGGUUCGACACGAGAGAAUCCACACCGGGGAAAAGCCCUUCUCGUGUUCUGAGUGCGGAAAGUCCUUCACCCAGAAAUCUCUACUCAAUACGCACCAGAGAGUUCACACCGGGGAGAAGCCCUUUUCCUGUUCCGAGUGUGGAAAGUGUUUCUCCAAUAAAGGGAACUGUGAUAAGCACAUGAGAAUUCACACUGGGGAGAAGCCAUUUUCCUGUUCAGAAUGCGGCAAAUGCUUUGCACAGAAGGUAACGUUAAUCCUCCACCAGAAUAAGCACUCCACCUGA